AUGGAGUAUCACGUCCGCGCGAUCCUUGUUGCCCUCUCGCUCGUCUUCCUCGCAAGAAGAAUCAUCACCAAGAUCCGCGUCGCGCGCUUCGAGAAAUUAAACGGCUGCAAGCCAGCAAGGCAGAUCCCCCAGUUCGAGCGCAUCCUCGGCUAUGGGCUGUACAGAAUUCAAGCCCGGGCCUCUGAGACGAGGACGAUCUUGGCCGUGAGCAAGAAGCGGUUUGCGGAUCAUGGUCACACGUGGAAGGCGACCAUGAUGGGACGGUCGUUCUACAAUACCAUCGAUCCGGAGAAUGUGAAGGCGGUGCUGGCCACAAAUUUCAAAGACUUUGGUAUAGGGCAGAGGCAGGAAUCCUUCGGGCCCUUGCUCGGUCAGGGCAUUUUUACGACAGACGGUGCUCAGUGGGAGCACUCGCGGGCUCUCGUCAGACCAAACUUUACUCGUGCUCAAGUUGCUGACCUGAAUACUUUCGAGACUCACAUUCAACAAUUCAUCUCCAGGAUCCCCAGAGAUGGCUCGACCGUCGAUUUGCAACCGCUUUUUUUCCAACUCACCCUAGACAGCGCAACAGAGUUCCUCUUUGGUGAGUCUGUUGGCUCGUUGUCUUCCAGCAAAGACUCCGAACAGGAACGAUUCGGGCGGUACUUUGACCUCGCUCAAAGCCGACUGGGCAAUCGGAGCAGGCUUGGGAAACUAGUCAACCUCUACCGUGACAGUGAAUUCAAUGAGGCAUGCAAAUUCGUGCACCAAUUUGUCGACAAGAUCAUCUUCCGUGCUUUGGAGGAGAAAACCCCACGCGAUCCAGAGAUGUUCAUUGACGGCAAAUCCGAGCGCUAUGUCUUUCUUACAGAAAUGCUCAAGUCAACCCGAGACCCGAAGCAGCUGCGCGAUGAACUCCUCAAUAUCCUUCUUGCCGGACGAGACACCACAGCGAGCUUGCUGAGCAACACAUUCCACGUGCUUGCGAGGCGGCCCGACAUUUGGAAGAGACUGAAGGCGGAGGUGGAUGAGCUGGGUGGUAUAAAGCCCGAGUAUGCGACGUUAAGGAAUAUGAAGUAUCUAAAAAAUCUUCUAAAUGAGUCCCUCCGUCUUUAUCCCGUUGUCCCUGGCAACGCACGCUUUGCCAACAACGACACAACUCUUCCGCACGGCGGCGGACCGGACGGCUCCUCCCCCAUAUAUAUCCCAAAGGGCGCAGUUGUAGCUUACUCGGUGUACUCUAUGCAUCGCCGGAAGGAUGUUUUUGGACCCGACGCGGAAGAGUUCAACCCUGAUCGCUGGGACGAAGGAUUGCGACCAGGAUGGGCUUACCUGCCUUUCAAUGGUGGGCCAAGAAUCUGCGUGGGGCAAAUUUUUGCCCUGACGGAAGCUUCAUACACCAUUGUUAGGUUGCUCCAGGAGUUUGGUCAGAUCGAAGAUAGGGACGGGACGGAAUGGGAGGAAGCUCUGAGCCUGACGCUCGCGAGUGCUAAAGGAGUCGCAGUUGCGUUGAGAAGUGUAACUUGA
Messenger RNA from Drepanopeziza brunnea f. sp. 'multigermtubi' MB_m1, 1506 nucleotides. RefSeq lists its product as uncharacterized. Gene Ontology annotation, molecular function: heme binding; iron ion binding; oxidoreductase activity, acting on paired donors, with incorporation or reduction of molecular oxygen, reduced flavin or flavoprotein as one donor, and incorporation of one atom of oxygen. The record is from RefSeq and is a predicted model, not a curated record. Lineage: Eukaryota; Fungi; Ascomycota; Leotiomycetes; Helotiales; Drepanopezizaceae.